AUGGACACGCCCAACUCCCCACCCGCACGUUCAACCUCGCCCGACCCUUGGGCAACCCCAUCGCUGGCCAUCGGCGCAAUUCCCCCGCUCGACCGCUCUGUCUCAACCGCGUCGUCUGUCUCGUCGGCGCGCUCAGUGAGCUCGCGCCUCUCCGAUGGCGGCAGGCGACGUGGUUACAUGCGCCCCGAGGGCACCGAAUUCUCCAAAUCGGCGAAGAACAGAGAGAGUGUCAUGAACCUGGGCACCAUCGCACAUCUCCAGUACUACUUCGCGCGGACGGGCCUGCUCGACACCGCGACGGGACGCGUGGCCAAAGGCCGCAAGCCCGGAUCGCGCACAGCGAGCGGCAACGAACCAAUGUCGCCUGGCCUCGAUGCCGACUUCUCGACGAUGUCGCUGGCGUCACCAGACGGGAUGAAUGACCCAGUGGGCUUCGUCGAGUCACCGCUUGACGAGACGGCGUCCAUGCAGUGGGAGGACCCUGAGCCCAUGAUGCUCCCGCCUACCGUCAGCACCUACAAGAACAACCCCGUCUACGUCCCGCCGCCGCCUGAUAUGACUGUCCUGCGUCGCGAGCUACGCGAAUCGCUGGCCGAGUCUAUGAAGCAUCUGCACGAACUCGAAAAGGGCUUCUCUGAUGUUCAGCCGGACGGAAAGACCGCGAAGAACGGUGGCGAGGAAGCGUCAGGCUGGCACGAAGUACAAGGCAUUAAUCUCUUGGACGUCACCACCCUCGCGAUCCGCGCCGCGAAGAACUACUACACCGCACACGAAGAACCACAACGACUCUACGCCAUCAAGUCGGAACGGACGAUCCGAAAGGAACUAUACGAUACACUCGAGGUACUGAAACGUCUCGCCAUUCGCAACUUCGGAAACGGCGUGCAGCCGUAUGAAGUCACCCAACUUAAGCAGUGGGUCGACGACAUCGGCACACUGCUCGACACGGAAGAGGAGAAGGAGCGCUUGGAACUUGCAGAAAGAGAAAGCUGGUCGUGGCGCGAGGGUGACUGGGCGGGCAAAGAACGCGAGAGGGAGCUGCUCUUCCUCAAGUCGUUUGACAGCAAUCCAGAGCCCCUGCCUGAGUGGACCAGCGCUGCCGACUCUGAACUCCCAACACCCUUCCUGGCCGCGCUACAGAACGGACUGCGCCUCGUACAUCUCCACAACACUCUCGUCCGAAAAUCAAAACGACACUUUGAAGAGAUCAAGACGUACCACACCGACACAGCCAAGCCGUAUCGCUGCGCUGACAACCUGCGCUACUGGGUCAAAGCCGCCGAGUUACGCUGGGACAUCAAACUCGACGUUAAUGUCAUGGACGUGGUCCACGGCGAGGACGCAGAAGCGUGGAAGAAGUUCGAUGCUGCCAUCCUGCAAUGGUGCCAGGGCGUGCGUGAGGAAAUCACGUCGGAAUGGCAAAAGCAGAAGAACCAAACGAGAACCCCUACACUACAGAUCGACCCGAAUUACGAGGCGCUGUGA
Molecule: messenger RNA, 1485 nt
Organism: Alternaria ethzedia
Lineage: Eukaryota; Fungi; Ascomycota; Dothideomycetes; Pleosporales; Pleosporaceae
Exons: 1
Coding region: 1-1485 (494 amino acids)
Source: RefSeq, a predicted model, not a curated record